CCGGCCGCGCUCAUGUCCGCUCCCGCCCCUUAAAAUGAAGUGUUUGUGGUUAUUUGUGUUCACAGUUCUGUGUAUACGGUGCGACGCCGCUGGCAAGCCUCGGAGAGGACGCGGCAGUAUGUGGUGGGGUAUCGCCAAAGCGGGGGAGCCAAAUAAUUUGUCGCCUAUAUCUCCGGGCGUGUUGUACAUGGACCCGGCGGUACACGCCACGUUGAGGAGGAAGCAGAGGCGACUGGCGCGGGAGAACCCGGGGGUUCUGGCCGCGGUCGCUAAGGGAGCCAGCAUGGCUGUCGCAGAGUGCCAGCACCAAUUCAAAUAUAGAAGAUGGAACUGUUCAACGAGAAAUUUUCUAAGAGGGAAGAAUUUAUUCGGCAAAAUUGUAGACAAAGGUUGCCGAGAAACGGCGUUCAUAUACGCGAUAACGAGCGCAGGAGUAGCGCACGCGGUGUCGCGCGCGUGCGCGGAGGGCGCCAUCGAGUCGUGCACGUGCGACUAUUCGCACGUCGACCGGCAACCGCACCGCAGCCGCUCCGCAGCCGCCGCCAACGUGCGCGUCUGGAAGUGGGGCGGUUGCAGCGACAACAUCGGCUUCGGCUUCCGCUUCAGCCGCGAAUUCGUCGACACCGGUGAGCGCGGCAAAACGCUCCGGGAAAAAAUGAACCUACACAACAACGAGGCCGGCCGAGCGCACGUGCAAACGGAGAUGCGGCAAGAAUGCAAGUGCCACGGCAUGUCCGGCUCCUGCACGGUGAAGACGUGCUGGAUGCGGCUGCCGAGCUUUCGGUCGGUGGGCGACGCGCUGAAGGACCGGUUCGACGGCGCGUCGCGCGUCAUGAUGCACAACGCGGAGGAGGCGCCCGUGCAGCGCAACGACGCGGCGCCGCACCGCGUGCCGCGCCGCAACCGGUACGGGUUCCAGCUGCGGCCGCACAACCCCGACCACAAGUCACCGGGCGUCAAAGACCUGGUCUACUUAGAAGCCUCGCCGGGAUUCUGCGAAAAGAACCCGAGACUGGGCAUACCCGGUACGCAUGGGCGCACCUGCAACGAGACAAGCAUAGGCGUCGACGGCUGCGACCUCAUGUGCUGCGGCCGCGGCUUCAAGACGGUAGAGAUGACCGUCGUGGAGCGGUGUAACUGCACGUUCCACUGGUGCUGCGAGGUCAAGUGCAAGGUCUGCCAUACGCAGAAGAAGGUCCACACGUGCUUAUAGGCGUCAGACGUCGGACUGUGUACCAGUUACACUUGUGAUUAGAAAUUCUGGUGGUUGUGACUCGGACUCGAGAGUGGACCCGUUUAAAGUGCUCCGAGGCAGAUAACGGACCGUGUAUAUAAUCGCUUCACUUUUUCUUCUAUCGGAGUCGACGAAAUCGUAAUUCAUGUUGACUUAUGUAAAUAGUUCUAUAUCACUGUUUAUUUCUUCUUUUCUACGCGUAUAAUUGAUCCGGCGUGAAAUUAAAAUAAGCGAUAUUCUGUGUAGUAAUCUCGGCCCACUCGCCCAGUUAAUUUAUUUGGCUAUUAAGUGCGAACAUGUGAUCUAGUAACGUUAUUUUUUGUGAACACUGUCAUUCGGAAACUAAUGAGACCAGUUAAUGACGAUUUGUUUCUGUCAGCCUGUCAUCCCCGGUACGAUCGGAAUUGGUUUUAUUGGUUUCCUUAUGCAGUCAGGUGUAUAAUUUAUUUAUUUUAGAUAUGGUACCUAUACGUAUUAUUUCCGUUUGACUGCGCUCCGACUGGAGACACCUACGCUACGCUUAUUCUGACUUUAAUUGAUAUUUCUUAAUAUCACUUCAAAGUUGUGUAUAAUAGAUAGAUUUUGUUUUUGCGGAUAGUUAUACUUGGAUAUAACAAUUGCAAUGAUUAUAUCGGGUUAAUUAGUUAUAUUAUGCAUCCUCCUGUGCACGCACGUAUAACUGUUGCAUCAAAAGCGAAAUUAUCUUAUAAAUAUAAUUUUAAUAUUAUAAUUAGGCUUGUUAUUGGAAUUUGUGUCUUAUUCCGAAGGCAUGGGGUGUCUUCGCGGACGCCGGGAGCCUGUUAUCAGCCCGCAAGUAGUCGUCGUAAAAGUGUCCCACAUUACGAGAUAAACGCUCUCGAGAAUUUUAAUUAAAUAUUAAACGAAUUAAAUAAUCAGUAUUAUACGUAUAAUAUUGUAUGCGUGCUGCGUCCGAUAGUCGAGAUAAUACGCACGCGAGCUGACACGUGUUGUACAUUUUAUACAUUAUGCUCGUCCAUAUACGCUGUCCUUAUAUAUGUCCCCUGUAAAGCAUGUGUGUUACUUUAGUAACUUUAUAUUGUGCCGGUUUUACGGAUUUUAGUAGAAGUAUCUACAAAGCUAUUGAUUGAUGCAUGCGAUAUACAAAUUGAUUAAUUAACUGAUAAUUUUAACAGACCACCGUUGAUUUGUUUCCACUAAUGAAUAAUGAAUAAUAAUGAUGAUGACAGAUUGAAGGAUACCAGAUGUAUCCAUUGAAAUUGGGACGUUUCUGUAGUUGAUCGUAAAUCAAAUUUGCUGUCACAAUUGCCAAGAGCAUUUAAGAACAAAUAGCUAUUUCCUAGAUGUGCUCUUGUGUUAAAAAUAGUGUUUGCAUUACGCCUCAGCUUCCUACGAAUGGGAACAUUCUCUCAGAUAUUAAUCUGAGUAUUUGGCAGUAAUUGGAACGUCUGUCUGUCAUUCAUGUACAUUCGAGUAAUAGAGGCAGUCAGUCAGAUUUCUACUUUCGUGUCUCGCGGCAGGCCUGAAUCCUUAUUACAUAACACGAGAUAGCUGAUCGGCGUAAAGUGCUCUUGGUGUGGCGUUCCCAAUCUCAGUGGAUAUAAGGCAAUACUCAAUGUCCCAAUAACCGUACUAAACCUGACUGUCCGAAUUCGAUAGUUUGCCUCAAAGGGAUUUAUUAUGAAAAUAUAUCGUACGUGAUAUGUGAUAUAAAAUAGUUAGCCAGUAAGUAAUAGAUAACCCUGCUGAGCCUUCGUGUAAGGACGUUAUGGCAAACGUAUUGCCAUAGGUUUCUUUUUAAUAUUUAUUGAAAAACUUGUUUUUAUUACGCAUGAAUUUACUUUAAAAUAUUGCUUUAAAGUAAAUGAAUGAUUAGAUGAAUCGGCAUAAAGAAAACCUUUCCAUUUUGUGUGUAGUUACUUUCAUUUUCUAUUUUUUAUUGGCAAUAAUAAUCCAUUUUUUUGGCCUAUAAGUUAAAUUACAUAAUGUAAAGAAAUUAGCAACUUUCUUCACCUAUAGACUAAAACAUAUAUAUUGUAUAAGUCACUUAUUGCCAUAGGCAGUUUUGAAUUGUCGCUUUGUAAGACACACUAACUUAUAGUUCCUAGAUAAAAAAAAGUAUUGAUUAAACUACAUGUUAUCAUUAAAUGUAAAGAUUUUCAUUAUGAAGAUUCAUCUAAACUAGAUUAAUGAUUCCUAAUCAAAUGUAAAUUAUUCUUUCCCGAUUCGCAAACACGUUUUGCAUUCAAAAUUAGAUGAUUUCGAUGUUGUAUGUGCUGAUUCGAGUUAACCAGUGGCAAUGUAAGUUGUAUUGUGUAGAGCCGAGUGGUAACCACGAGGACUUAAAAGACUGAAGUAUUUUAUAAUUUCGUAGUUAUAAUAUCCAUGACGGAUUUGUAAAGCCAUUGUUUUGAAUUUUAACAUGAAAUCUAUUGUGAUAAAAGUAUUUUAACAUUAAUUUAAAACAACCAGUAACAGAUCAAAUAUAAUUGGUGCCAUUUUAAAUAUUUUCCUUUUUAUUUUUGACAGUUUUAUCACUUUUUAAAAACUCUCCGAAUAAAAUGCAGUUCUUUAAAUUAAUUUUACGCAUGUAAAUAAACUCUUAUUUGAUAUUUUAAGUUAUUUAUGAGAAAGUAGAAAUUUUAAUUGUAAAUCUUAGGUAAAAUACAAUUGAAAUCAGCUGAACUCUGAAUCUCACUAUUGUUGUAUAAAGAAAUGUACCUUUUGAAAUUAUAUUUCGUCCAAUGACCACUUUUGGGGUUGACACAUUUUAUUAUAGUAUUGGUUGUACAUUAGCAGUAUCUAUUUAUAAUUAAAAUAUUGAUUAGUUGUUACUAAAAAUACAAAUCAA
Molecule: messenger RNA, 4064 nt
Organism: Leguminivora glycinivorella
Lineage: Eukaryota; Metazoa; Arthropoda; Insecta; Lepidoptera; Tortricidae
Gene: wg
Product: protein Wnt-1
Exons: 4
Coding region: 35-1213 (392 amino acids)
Biological process (GO): neuron differentiation; canonical Wnt signaling pathway; multicellular organism development
Cellular component (GO): extracellular region
Molecular function (GO): frizzled binding; cytokine activity
Source: RefSeq, a predicted model, not a curated record